CAACAAAAACAUUGUUCAAACUGGACCUUGGUACAAUUUUCCGUCCUAGAAUUUAUGUAUUUCUUAGUUUAUGUUCUAGAAAUAAAACGACUGUUGUGAUACGUAAACGAGAUAACGAUCAACGGUAGUUAUUGUGAAUGUGGAUGAUGACGUGACGGUGUUGCUUGUUAUGGCUCACAACUAACCGUGAGAUAGUGUAACAAACGGCAAAUUCGAAAAGGCUUCCCUAUUCUAAAAAAUUCAUCAAAUAUUAACAAUCGACAGUACCAUUCUGUAAAAAUGGCAUUAGUGUCCAUGUUCAUGGGAUUUACUGGAUUCUUCAAAGCUGGAAAGUCGAACGCUCUUCUUCGAGGAAGAUAUUCAAAGGCCGAGGUGGAGGAGGAAACGUUUGGCCCGCGCUACAAACCAGAGCGGCUUGACGAACUCUGCAAAAAUACCAAAUUCGACCGCGAUGAGAUACGGCUCAUCUAUCAGGGAUUUAAGCAGGAAUGCCCCACAGGAUUGGUCGACGAAGACGCGUUCAAACUCAUCUUUGCCCAGUUCUUUCCACAAGGAGAUGCUUCCCAGUAUGCCCAUUACGUAUUCAACACAAUGAAGCAGUAUGGUCACAAUGGAUGCUUAACAUUCGAGCAGUUUCUUCAGGUGUUGUCAUCGCUUUCUCGAGGAAGUGUCACAGAGAAGGUGCAAUGGAUCUUCGGGCUGUAUGACCUUAACGGGGACGGCUUCAUUUCUCGUGCAGAGAUGCUGCGUGUCGUGUCGGCCAUCUAUGACAUGCUCGGCCACUGGACGCAGCCGCAGGUGAACGAGCACACGGCCAGAGAGCACGUUGACAAGAUAUUCAACUUAAUCGAUGCCGAUCAUGAUGGUCUCGUAUCGUUCGAUGAGUUCCUCGAAUGGUGCCAGAGGGAUGAAAGCCGCACUCGCAGUCUGUUUAUGCUGGACACCGUCCUGUGACUUAAUGUCCAUCAGCGUUGGAAGAGAUAGCGGAACAAAUAUCGCCAAUGGCCGGAUGUACUAAAAACGGAGCACAAGAUACAACCAGAACCUAUAUCGAACCCGAUUAGCUUCGGAACUCCGAUAACAGCACUCCUUCUGAUACUGUCAGUUCCAUCUGAAGCCCGCUCGUCUGUCCCAUUAAUAAUAUUGCAUUCAUCGACGAGGAUCUCGACUAGCUUACUAUGUUCCUAAAUUUGUAGUAAGGCGUUAGUGUGCCAGUGUGGAAGCGAAAAAAACAAUGUAUAAAACACUUACAUUUCAUUCAAUUGGGUAAUCGAUUUCAUGAAACGCCACGGACAAAUGAAAGGUUAUACAAACUAUUAUCAUGAUGGUAUUGCUAUCUGUGUUUUGUCGUAAACUGAAUAUAUCUCUAUUGGCAACGAUACAAAAUUUGUCUCGGAAAAAGCAACCUACUCAAGAGCCGGCUAAAAUUAUAAGCAUAGAUCUCAGAUACACACUUGAUUUUAAAUUGGCCUCUAAAAAUUAUGUAGAUUAUCAAACUGCGUGACAAAAUAUACGCUGAUUACUGAACGUUAAAUAUGAAAUACAGCAAGACUUAGUAAUUAAAUAAAUCUAUUACUCAAAGUCAGCUGGGCAAGUAGCACUUAGCUAACCCAUCUAUUGUAUAAAUAAAACGAUUUUGUCACCACCGAUGCUGGUAGUUUCGUGGAAGUUGCAGUGGUGAUCUGCCAUCCAAAUGACUUAAUGAACAUUGUGCGAAUCGUUUAUAUAGAAUUAACAAACACAUCUACAUAUACAGGCUUGACCCCGCCCAUGGUGCAAAUCCCUAUCAAAUAAAUACACAACGCCGUAUAUUGCAACCCUGAACAUCUUUAUCGGCGUCCCGCUACUUGCGAAUCGACCGCAUAUCUUACGCAGGUAGGCAUCGCAUCGUAUUGACGACAUAGCAGCUUUUGCAUGUUUGCCUAAAUACCCUUAUGGCACUCGUUCCUGAACAGGACCCAUCGAAUCGCACUAGUCGUAGAUCGUCACUUGCGCCCACGCAAUUGGCCUCCUAAAAUGGCAAAUAGAAAGUAGACGAUAUCAGUGUGCCAACCGAUGCCCCUGAUGAUUUCUGAUGUUUUUAGAUCUUGCCGCGGACUCACAAUUCAAUUCAAUGGAUAGAUUUCUGAUUACCUGACUGAUCGAUCCCCUUCUCCCCUGCGUUUUGUUGGCAGUUAACAACGACCUUUAAUCAUUAUUGAUGUUGUGAUUUCGUCAAGUCAUUGGUAGCAUAUAUAUGCAUGUACUGUCGUAUAUAUGAAUCUAAACGAACCUAGAACCGUCGGACAAAUUCCGUCGACUUUCUCUACGCAUGUGUUGUAGUAACUGAUGAUUACUAUCAGUAAGGACAUCCCUAAAAGCUAUUCAGGUUAGGUUAGAUGACAUCAAAUAAGGCAGCUGGCUCGAUGAUCAGGAAACAGAUGACGGCACAGUUAGGAAAAGGACGAAGCUAAAGUGAGAUCGACAUGAUAAGGCAGAUACAGGAGUGACAGACGCAAGAGUAACUUGCACUCCGUUUAGGUCGUCACCCGCGCCUGCGGUCCCAUUAGCGUCGACGCGCCAACGCACGUAAAGCUUUUAAUCAAUGGAACGAGUUCAGUUUUCGACUUGGCUGUUAUAUGGUGCAUAGCUGAACAGCGCCACUCAGUCAGUCACCAGAAUUGUUGUCAACGGUUUACAUGUCGUUAACAAAGAGUAAAUAAAGAAAGGAAAUCGUCAUACAACAUUCGUCUAAUGCAGCAAGCAUUGAAACAAUCUUAGAAAUUCUUUCCAUGUAAAAGACUUCAUGGCCCGCAAGAGCCCCGGGGAAACCGAGGCAUCCCUAUUCAGUAUCAAGCAGACGUCUUACAAACAUAAGCGCAGUACAAGUGGCGCCACGUCAAACUACCCAACAAAACCAAUCGCAUUAUGCACUACACUUAUCGAACCAGGAACAUGCUGAGAAGGCCAAUUGAUACCAUGUGUAUUAUAUCUGCCGGCUGGAUUCCAAAUAGGUUCCGAUCAUGAUAUGAUUAUUAUCGAACACUGCGACGUCUGAACGCAAAGAGUGAGCAGCAGUCACAUGCAUAGUAUCAAUAAAAUACAUGAAACGAAAGAGCUGUAUCGACAAUAUUAACUCAGUCGCUUAAAUGACUGUACAUGGUCAGAUGUACAAUCAGUCACUAGUCGAUUCAUAGUUUGUCGUUAACCGACGAUCACAGAACUCGACGGUCAGCUAACGGCCGCACUGCAAUAGGGAAGUAACUAUAAGAGCUCAAUGUAAGUAGCAAUCUUACUAGUAGCUUGUAUUGGGUUUAAUGAGGGAAUCUGGGCCGUCCGGGGGCAAACAAAGCCUUGCUAGGCUACCGUCAUGUAUCGCGUAUCCACUGAACCACUGAUAUCUUCCUUCAGCUAACCGGUAUGAGAGUAAAAACCGCUAGCUGAAGCUACUAAUCGGUCCGAGCUAUCGCUCCAAUCUCAAUGAAUGAGCAGAAGGGAAAGGGAGUCCCUUAGGUUUCGAAUGUAGAGCACUUUUUAGGUUAACCUAAAUUGAAGAAAAAGGGCUCAGGGGAACGAUGAUCGCUAUUAUUAUUACGACCAUUGUUUGUAAUACACUCUCGGGCAGACAUUUGUUGCACAAUUAGAACAUGCGAACAGGAGAAAUGUACACAGAUCAAAACAACUACGUUGGCAAUAGGAAGACAGCUAGUCCGUGAUCUAUCACAAAAAAAAAGAAAAAAAAAAAACAAAAAAAAGUAUCGGCUAUUUUAUGAUCUUAACUUGAGUACCGAGCACUGCGAGCCUGUGGCAAUAAACAAAGCGAAAAUCAGCUCUGUUCCUUUCAAGGGACCGAUUCUCCACCAGCCAAGAAAGCCGACUGGCUAACAGAUAAUAACACAUAGGAAAACUAGCAGAAUAACAAGAAAAUUAUCAGGCCGGUUAGGCACGGCACGUUGAACCAAUACAGUCCAAUCCAUGUGUCCGUCAAUCAAGUAUAAGUCUAGCACUGUUUCAAACAUACUAGGAAGUGUCGAUCUCCAAAUGGAGAGACUCCCUAUCACCGUCAUUUCCCACACAAACUACAAUCACAGCAAGAUCGUCAGCGAGACCAACAACAAAGAUUUUACAAUCAAUAGAAAAACAAUACCAACUAGUAACGGCAAAAAUAGCAUAUUGAAAAAUAACAAACGUUCUCUGCACGCUCGCAUUCACUGUAGUCUGUAUGUCUAUACUUAUGCAUCUGCUCGUUUAGAGAAUGCACACAACAAUACGGUGCUACACGGCGCGUUAAUAUUUAUAUCGAAUUGGAUUAAAAUCGAAAGAUCAGCAUAUAUCAUUGUAUCUCCUCUCUUACACUGGCUAUACAGUUCAAUAGAAUUACGAGCGGUCUGAUAGACUAUGCGUUCAGAUACAACAAAAAAACAAAUAUUUCUUUAUACGUCUUUGAGACUGGGCUGCUUGAUCACCAAUCUGGAAGAUGAUUGAAUCCUAGCAGAGAACAGAAAGACACCUCAAUGCAUAGACGUUACUGCAAAAUGCUCUGUCGCGUGUCAUCAGUGCAAUAUUAAAUUGGAAAGACUAUCCGAUAUAUUUUUAUAGAACAUAGAACAACAAUAUUUAAGUGUCCAAAGGAAAUUAAGUCUCCAUUAUUUAACACAACAUACAUUUGAAGAAAUCAUACAAUUCAUUUAUAUUUGUACACAGAAUGUAGUCAGCUACGCGUACGAUGCAUCCCAGACAAUGGGCAAAUAAAUACAUUUGGCGUGCGUUCUUCGACUACGUCUAAGAAAAUUGGUAUCGAAAAUUUGAAGAAGGCAGACGUCAUGAGGAUCAUCGCGAAGUAUCGUUGCUGCUACGAAUAUUACCGCCACUAUUCCCAUACGUCACAAAUGGCACACGGUAGCGUGUAGGAAUUAUAACGAUGAAGAAGCGUAUGAUGACCUUAGCAAUAAGUACGACAUUCACUAUUGGUCACUGUUCCGGUUAUCAAUUGACGAGCGAUGAACUUGCGAUGAACUGCAGCAGGAAGUGGCCAACUAAUCCGCUUCCUUGAAGCUACGACCCUAAAUUAAAGUCAUCGUGCUAUUGCUUUUAUCGAAUGCACUUCAUUCUCUAUCUCCAAAACAGCGCAUAAAGAAAGAACAAGAUCCGUAACUACGAAGUAGCGACUAAAAACAGUUAAAAAAAAAAAAAAAAAAAAAA
This is a messenger RNA of Varroa destructor (honeybee mite), 5181 nucleotides long. Its product is annotated as calsenilin-like. The record is from RefSeq and is a predicted model, not a curated record. Lineage: Eukaryota; Metazoa; Arthropoda; Arachnida; Mesostigmata; Varroidae. Gene Ontology annotation, molecular function: calcium ion binding.